CACAUCCACACACAGCCCAGUCUUUGAGUGCUGUGAUUAAAUGAACAGUGUCCUGUGUUCAAGCUGUCUGUUGAGCAACUCUAUAAUAAUCGAUGGGCUGGAAGAGAAGCUGGCGCUCUGCAGACAGUGUGUGGAACAGGUGGAUCUUAAACUGCGCAGGGAGAAGCUCAGCCCUGAAAGAAGAAGGUCACUGGAGAGAGAAAGAAACUUACUAAUGACCAAAGCUGACAACUAUGAGAAAGAACUGAGCGUGCUUCGUAAGGAAAAUCGCAAGAAUGCUGCUCUUGCUGUGGCCAUGGGGUUACUAAUUGCUCUUAUUUAUGCCUGCUGGACAAUGUGAUUGCACUCCAGAAUUCUCCCUGCUAAUCAGAUGACUCUCCUGCAAGGAGCUCUUCAUUCUCUCACCAAUGUGCCUCCUUCCUAUGGGUAUGAAUGAGCAUUUCACAUUGCUAUUCUUGUUUGUCCUCCCCAAGCCUCACUGUGGGGAUGCUUUCUCUCCAAGAACUGAGGGUUUGGGAGGCAAACUAGAAAUCAAAGCACACUUGUGAUCAGAAAGAGCAUCAAGCAGGGAUCAAGGUGGAGCCCUCUUACCCAAUAGGCAAUCAAGACCCUCCUGGCUGAUGCAGGAAGGCAGUACAUUCUCCCUUUUAAAGACCUCUCUGGGCCACCUUCUUGGUUGCUGUGCCUCAGCAAUAAGCUGAAGAGAUCAAUCUCUCUGGAUCAAAAGGGAAACCCGAGUAUUGUGCAUUCGAAAGCAUAUAUAUCCCCUGAGCCGAUGCUAAAGAGAGCCUUUCUUCCUCCACACAAACUUACAGGACUAAAGGAGUCCUACCUUCACAAAAUCAGAUGGGAGGUGGGUAUCUCUCUCCCUCUGUCUCCGCAAACAGGUAGCAGACAACUUGAUCUUGGUGCUUGGACUUUGAAAGAUCUGCCUACCUCUCAGGUACAUCAGAGCCUGUUAACCCUUCUGUGCCUCCAAGAAUCAGCACUUGCAUAAAAGUUUCCUAUCAACUCCAAGAUAUGAAGUCCCUCUGUAGGGUUUUAAAUAAAUAAAGUAGUUAGACCUGGUA
Molecule: messenger RNA, 1070 nt
Organism: Rhea pennata
Lineage: Eukaryota; Metazoa; Chordata; Aves; Rheiformes; Rheidae
Gene: CCDC167
Product: coiled-coil domain containing 167
Exons: 4
Coding region: 41-340 (99 amino acids)
Source: RefSeq, a predicted model, not a curated record